Metschnikowia bicuspidata var. bicuspidata NRRL YB-4993 is the source of this 1836-nucleotide messenger RNA. RefSeq names its product transcription factor TFIIIB subunit. The transcript has 2 exons. NCBI's taxonomy places the organism in Eukaryota, Fungi, Ascomycota, Pichiomycetes, Serinales, Metschnikowiaceae. Gene Ontology annotation, molecular function: TFIIIC-class transcription factor complex binding; RNA polymerase III general transcription initiation factor activity. Gene Ontology annotation, cellular component: transcription factor TFIIIB complex. The coding region runs from base 1 to 1836 and encodes 611 amino acids. Gene Ontology annotation, biological process: RNA polymerase III preinitiation complex assembly; transcription by RNA polymerase III. The record is from RefSeq and is a predicted model, not a curated record.
AUGAGCAGCAUUGUCAAGAAAUCGUCGCACUUCGCGCCAAAAGUGCAGAAACGGGCCGUGCGCAGGCCGCCCGCGGCCACGCCGCCAGCGUCGCAAAUCACAGACGGCCUGCCCACGGCUAGCCAGGGCCGCGAAACCCCGGCCGAAAACGCGCGUUUGGGCGCCGCCACAGCUGAAAACACGCCGCCGCCGCUCUUCGCCUACUCGAUCCCGACCCAGGCGGCCGCCAAGCCACCAGCAACAGACGCGGCGGACGCCGCGGUGGACCCGACGCACAAGGCGCCGUUUGCCGCCAUUCCGGAGCACGCGGGCGCCGGGGACGCGGACGUGGACUACGGCGACAACGAUAUCUUCAAGCAGCCCAGCAUGCUCCGGGGCUCCGCGCGCAGGAAGCUGUCGGCGCACGCCGGCGCCGCCGGCGGCGGUCUUGGCCGGCGCAACAGCUUGAUGGCCGGCGCAGGCCCGGGCCCCUCGGGCUUGGGCGACGAGCAGGCGCACGCACGUGACCCGCCCGUGCCCAUCGGCGUGCCCCAGGGCAGGCCCAGCAAGAAGCGCAGCGCGUCUGUUUCACGUGGCGCCCGCCGGUUGCGGCGCCCCUCGGCCGUGGCCAUCGGCCCGGUCAAAGACACGGCUCAGGAAGAGACGGGCGCGGGCGCCAAGGUGGAGGCGCCUGCGGGCGCCGAGCCGGCAUCUCUGUCCGCUGCAGUGUUGGAACAAGACUUCGUGGUGGCGUUGUGCGAGAAAACCAACCGGAUGCGCAAGUUCCGCACGUCCGCGAGCGUGGAGAGCGACUUGCCGGUGGUGCCCAAGAACCUAGUCACGAGCAUCUCCAGCGUGCAGCAGCUCCCGCGGCGCGUGAACAAGGAAGACGAGGCGCUCUAUGCCCACGUCAGCGUGCAGGCGGACGCCAUGAGCAUGGCGGACCUCUGCAAGCCCAUGCUCCAGAUCGGGCUGACGUGCGAGACGUUUGCCUUGGCGGAGGCGGCCAAGAACAACAUCCGCAGGAAGAAGCACGAGCGGCGCGAUGCGCGCGAGAUGGCGCGGCUCCACCGCGUCUCGUACCGGCAGGCGCUCCGGGAGUUGCAGCGUGACGAGGCCUUGGACGCGGACGAGCAGCAGGGCUUUGACUUCGAGCGCGCCGCGCGCGAGGAGGAGUUGGCGCAGGCAGCCUCCAGCAACUUGAAGAUCGCCGUGGUGGACGGCCAGUUCCAGGUGGACCAGGAGUCGGUGAUCCGCGGGCGCGAGUUUGCCCCCAACAGCGACCACCGCACCGUGGAGUUGGAGAAUCUGUUCGAGGCGCCCGUCACGUCCAACUCGUAUUCCGGCAAGACGCACACCGACGCCUGGACCAAGGACGAGUUGGUGCAGUUCUACAACGCGCUCAGCACGUGGGGCACGGACUUCACGUUCGUCGCGCAGUUGUUCCCCUACAGGACGCGGCGGCAGAUCAAGAACAAGUUUACGUUGGAGGAGAAGCACAACCCGCAGCUCGUGGAGUUGGCGCUCCGCAGAAAACUCCCGCCGGACUUCGCGGACUUCUGCGCCAAGGCGUCCGGGGUCAAGUCGAUCAAGACUGUGGACGAGUUCAACCGCGAGCUAGCCGAGCUCAAGAGGGAGCACGAGGCGCACAUCCGCGACAUCAACUCGGAGCGCGAGCGCGCCAUCAAGGAGGACUUGGAGGCCAACCGCAAGCGAGAGAUCGAGAUGCGCACGGGCGCCAAGCCCAUGACCAAGGCCGAGCGGUCGCGCAUGAUCCGCCAGAACGAGGUGGUGGUGGGCGAGAUCGACGACGUCAAGCGCACGCGCGAGCUGCUUGACGCAGGCGGCGCGCUUUAG